AUGACAAUAGAAUUGAAUCGAACUGUUGAAUGUAACAGUGAAUUUCUAAAUUCUCUACCUUACAAAUCUACAUCUUCAGAAGUUUGUUUAAGUACAUGUGAAAAUAUGCCUAAAGAGAAUGAAUUAAAAACAAAAAAAUUAGUCCCAGUCCAACGAACUUAUAAUGAAUGCAUCCUUUACGCUUUAGGUGAAUGGAGGUGUGCAUGUCUUACAACUGUUUUAGUCACAGGUAUUAUUUUAGUAUCAUCAUGCGGUGUUGAACAGCUGACAAAUUACAUGAAUUCAUCUCACUUAGAUACACACUAUCCUACUUCAUAUCAUAAACACGAUCAAAGUUUUCGAUUAUUGUGUCAAACAAGUUCUCUUCUAAUUAUUAAUGGUUUAUUAUUCCUAGUAUAUUUAGUCUAUUUAAUUGAAUCAUGGCAAUCAAGAAACUGGAUCCAAACAACAUGGUUAAUUGAUACAAAAAUGGCAUAUAAUUUAAUACAUAAUGCACAUAAACUUAUUCCUUCUAUUCUUUGGCAAAUCAAAUGUUAUCAUUAUGCUCAUAAUACACCACAAUAUAAUCAUUAUCAACAGAAUCCAAUGCAACAAACCACAACAUUGAAUGUAAAUGAAUUAAGUAAACCAAUUAAAUAUUCAUUUAUCCAAGAUGAUUUCAAUAAUUUAACUAAAGAAGUUAAUACUCAAAAUAAUCAAUAUCGAUCGAAUUCUAAUAAAAUCCCUAAAAUGUUAUCUCAUUCUACUGAUAACACAAAUAUAAAUCCAAUUAAAUGUCAUCGUAUUAUAACAAUGAAUAAAAUUUGUUCAUUUGAUUUAUCUAAAAUUGAUGCUAUAUGGGAUAUGUCAGAUAGUAUUAGUGAAUUAGAAAAUUUUCAAUUGAUUGAAUUAAAUAUAAAUACAUUAUUUAGUUUUUCUGAUAAAAAAACUUAUUUAGAAUAUCAAAGACAAAAACAAAAAUUUUUUACAACUUAUGAAAAAUUCGAUGUUUACAUGGAAACUGAACAAAUUUGUACUUUUAAAGAUUUUAUGAAAUUUCCAGAAAAAUUUCUUAUUAUUCAUCAAUUAUCAAAAUUACCAUUCUAUUUAAAAGAUAUAACUUAUUUAAUAGCUACACUUUUAUUAUGUUCAUUACCAUUAAGAAUUUAUAUUUACGCAAAUAAAGCUAAAUUAAAUUGUAAAAUUCAUAAAAUAUUUGGUUCUAAACCAAUAAAUAGAAAUUCAUUAAUAAAUACAUUACCUAAUUAUACUAUACCAUUAUCAUUAUCAAAUCAAAAUUUUAAUUAUAUUAAUCAUAAUAACAAUAAUAAUAAAUUACAUUAUAAUAAUGAAGCUAUUGUAUUAUAUAAUAAACAUAUUUUAAAUAAUACUGCUGAUAUAAUACAAAAUGACAAUAAAAAAUAUAAGAAAUAUAUAUCAAUUAUUACAAAAGAUUCAUAUGAUGUUAAUCAAAUAAAAUAUGAUAAUAAACAUAGUUCUAUUGAAAAUGAAGAUCAUGAUGAUGAUAAUCAUGAAGAUGAAGAUGAAGAACUUUUAUCAUUGGAUAUACGAUUUGAUGAAUAUAUAAAAAAUAAAUCUAUUAAAAAUGAUAAAAAUAAUAUAGAAAAUAAUAAUUAUAAUUAUGAAUUAAAUACUAUUUUAAAAAAUUCUAAUGUUGAUGUAACAUCUGUGUGA
Molecule: messenger RNA, 1674 nt
Organism: Schistosoma spindalis
Lineage: Eukaryota; Metazoa; Platyhelminthes; Trematoda; Strigeidida; Schistosomatidae
Source: the annotation of a GenBank genome assembly